This is a messenger RNA of Symbiodinium sp. CCMP2592, 1017 nucleotides long. Lineage: Eukaryota; Dinophyceae; Suessiales; Symbiodiniaceae. The record is from the annotation of a GenBank genome assembly.
AUGGGUAAGCCGAAGGGAACCGUUGCUUCGCCGUUGAAGAUGCAGCCGAAUCCGACGAAGAAGACCUUGAAGGUUGCAAAAAAGCCUGCUAUGGCAUCCAAGGGUGACCGUGACGACAAGGGCGACAAGGGCUUGAUCAACCGCAGCAUCGAGGAAAUGAAGCAAGGGGUCUCCACGGACGAGUGUGAGGCCCGUGACAAGGGCAAGGCCCUCAAGUAUACCAAGUUGAAAGAAGCUGGAGCAUUGCCCCAGCACAUUAUCAGUUUGGUGGAAAACGAGUCCAAGAAAGCCACAUCAUCCCGCCAGUUCAAGACCAUGGCGAUUAACCGCCUUUUCCAGAGGGACGAGGACGGUAUCAUUUCCCUUGCCACGGGGGACAGCCUUUUUCAAGAAUCCCAGGAAAUCUUCACCCAGACGUAUGCGAAGAAAAAGGAAAAGGCACUACCUCGGUCUAUCAUUCAGGGCCUCUACUUCCAGAACGAUGCUAAGAGCUUCGAGGCCGCACUCGCCAGUGGCGAUCUUGAAGAAUGCGAAGAAGACGGCCGGAAGUUUUACAGCUUCAAGGAGUACACGGUUGCCAAGGUGGAGGGCAAGACCACGAAACACAAGAUGCAGACGGAAUGCGGGGUUGAUGUGCAGGAGCAGCGAGAGCUUCAGGCGGUGUUCGCUGCAGUGGGAUGGACGAUGAUGGCUAGCAAGACGAAGAAGAAAUUGGAGAACACGGCGAUGGUCAACGAGGAAGGUGGCUUGACCGAUCCGGCUGAGGGCAUGCAGCUGCUGAAGUCACCCAAGCUGACGGAGAACAAGUCGAUUCUGGACAUCAAGAAGGGCUGUGCUAUGUGUAUGACAUUUUCGACCCAGCUGGCUCAGAUCGUGGACUUCCAAGUCUUGCCGGAUGGAGAAUCCAUCUCGAAAGCAGGGCUGGAUGCUUUCCUGAAGACCGUGGCCGAGGCCACUCGCGAUUUCAACGAGAAGUUGGAGGUGACCAAAGGUCUCCUCCGGAGCAAGAGCAACUGA